AUGAAGUUUAUUUUUGAAUUCUUUUUCCUUCUCCUUCCGCUCUUAGCCUCAUGUUUAAACAAACAGGUUUACAUAGUAUAUUUGGCUGAGCACAAAGGAAACGAUACACUCUAUGAUAAAAAAGAGAUGCAUCUCUCAUAUCUUUCUUCAGUAAAAGAUGCAAGGGAAGAAGUAGGAGAUUCUCUUCUAUACAGCUACACGCAUAGUAUCAAUGGUUUCGCUGCAUCCCUCACCCCGGAGGAAGUUUUCAAACUAUCUCAUUUGGAAGAUGUGAUAUCUGUAGAUGAAAGCAACCCAAAUGAAUACACUUUAGAUACUACAAGGUCAUGGGAAUUUUUGGGAUUAGAAGGACUAACACACGAGAGGGCGCAUAUUUGGAAUCAAUUUAGCACCGGAGAAGAAAUGCUCCACAAAGCUAAAUACGGCAAGAAUAUUAUUGUUGGAAUCAUUGACACCGGUAUAUGGCCGGAAUCAGAGAGUUUUAGGGAUGAGGGGAUGGACCGCAUCAAUCCAGACUUAUGGAAUGGAAUCUGUAAAGAUGGAAUUGGAUUUGACUCCUCACACUGUAACAAGAAAAUCAUUGGAGCUAGAUACUACUCCAAGGACUUUGAGGCACGGUUUGGCACAAUAAGAAGCUCAGAGAACACCAAGUCACCACUGGACGUAGAUGGCCAUGGAACUCACAUAGCCUCAAUCGUGGCUGGCCAAAAUAUUAGAGGUGCAGAAGCCUUGGGAGGAUUUGCACACGGGACUGCUUCUGGUGGUGCUCCAAUGGCAUACCUCGCAAUAUACAAAGUGUGUUGGGCUAUACCUAGUAACAAAGCUAGCGGUGCCAAGUGCCUCCCAGCAGAUAUUCUAGCAGCCAUCGAUGAUGCUAUUAAAGAUGGCGUUCACAUUCUAAGUAUAUCUGUUGGGGCGCCAAGACCGAUGCCUUAUGAACGAGACCAUCUCUCCAUUGGUGCACUUCGUGCAGUGAAAAACAAUAUUGUGGUGGUGUGCUCUGCUGGAAACCUUGGUCCAGAAUCAAGCACAGUGAAGAACGUGGCACCUUGGCUUAUUACUGUGGGGGCUAGCACCAUAGAUCGAAUAUUUUCUGGGCCUCUAAUAUUAGGUAAUGGCACGGAAAUCAUGGGACAAACAGUAACUCCGGAUGAGCUGGUGAAUUUCUACCCAUUAGUAGGAGCAAUAGAUGUUCAAAAUUCCAAUGUUGACGAAGAUGAAGAUGGGCAAUGUCUUCCUGGCUCUCUUUUACCUGACAAGGUUAAAGGAAAGAUAGUGUUAUGUAAAAGUGGAGAGGGCCGAAGAACAGAAAAAGGUUCAGAGGUCAAGAGGGCUGAGGGUGUUGGUUUCAUCCUUGAAAAUAGUGAAGACAUGGGCGAUAAGGAUUUUCAAGUUGAUGCCCAUCUUCUUCCGGCCAUUGCAUUAAGCACCUCAGAUGCGGAGGAUGUCUUUGAGUACAUCAAAUCUAUUAACAAUCCCACAGCAACUAUUAAAAAAGCAAGGAUGGUGAUACACAACGAACCAGCACCAUCAGUGUGCAGUUUUUCAAGCAGAGGUCCAAGUAUAAUCGAUCCUUACAUCCUCAAGCCUGAUAUCGUAGCUCCAGGUCUGAAUAUAUUGGGAGCAUGGAGUGAAGCAUCAUCUCCUACCAAAGAAAACGACGACCAUCGAAAGGUUAAGUUUAAUAUUCGUUCUGGGACUUCUAUGGCUACCCCUCACGUGGCUGCUGUAACUAGCCUUCUCAAAGCAAUACAUCAGAGUUGGAGCAGUGCUGCUAUAAAAUCUGCUCUCAUGACUACAGCCUCACAGAGAAAUAACGAGGGUUCCAUAAUAAUCGAUUACGAUGAAUAUCUUGCAAGUCCCUUUGCAUAUGGGUCUGGUCACCUCAGGCCAGAAAAGGCAGCAAAUCCGGGAUUAGUGUAUGAUAUUUCCUAUACAGACUACCUUAUCUACCUUUGUAGUGGAGGAUUGAAGAAUAUCGACGCAUUAAAAAAAUUCGACCAAAAUUUUGAUUGUCCAGAUACACCAAUCCCAUUAUACAAUCUCAACUAUCCGUUACUAGCACUUCCAAAUAUAAGUGAGACUAUAAUAGUUAAAAGGAAUGUCACCAAUGUUGGAAACCCUAAUAGUGUCUAUGUCUUUCAUGUCAGUGGGCCAUUAGGGUUCAUGGUAACAGCCUCUCCCAAAAAAUUGGAGUUUGAUCAUCUUGGACAAACGAAAAGUUUCGAAAUUAAAGUGACUCCAAUUGGCUAUCUUACGAAGCAUCGUAAGGGAGAUUAUUCAUAUGGGUGGUACACUUGGAUUGAUAGUUUUCAUGACUAUGAGGUGAGAAGUGUUAUGGUAGUUUCUCCAUCAUAA
This is a messenger RNA of Tripterygium wilfordii, 2358 nucleotides long. Its product is annotated as subtilisin-like protease SBT5.6. The transcript has 9 exons. Gene Ontology annotation, biological process: proteolysis. The record is from RefSeq and is a predicted model, not a curated record. The coding region runs from base 1 to 2358 and encodes 785 amino acids. NCBI's taxonomy places the organism in Eukaryota, Viridiplantae, Streptophyta, Magnoliopsida, Celastrales, Celastraceae. Gene Ontology annotation, molecular function: serine-type endopeptidase activity.